Pimephales promelas (fathead minnow) is the source of this 2129-nucleotide messenger RNA. RefSeq names its product glutamate decarboxylase 1a (gene gad1a). NCBI's taxonomy places the organism in Eukaryota, Metazoa, Chordata, Actinopteri, Cypriniformes, Leuciscidae. Gene Ontology annotation, molecular function: pyridoxal phosphate binding; glutamate decarboxylase activity. The record is from RefSeq and is a predicted model, not a curated record. Gene Ontology annotation, cellular component: presynaptic active zone; cytoplasm. Gene Ontology annotation, biological process: GABA biosynthetic process.
GUGCUGAAAGAAACAUCUGCAAACACUGUCGUCCUUGAUCGUUCAAGGUCAGAACGACACGGAGUCCUCUGAACAGGCUUAGGAUGUGUUGUGUUGGGUUGUGUGUGGCUGUUGUGUUCGACAUGAAAAAGUGUUUGUUCGUGACUUGCGUUCGCAUUUAAGCGCAAAGUCCUGCGGGAACGCGCGGCAGAGCUGUCGUAACGCGUGUUUCAGAGGCAGGUUCGAGGAUCACCAGCCGUGAGUCUGCGCACACACAGCGCAGCAGCAGCAGCAGCAGCCUCGGAAAGGUCAUCGCGAUCCGUCAGUGAGGGUUUCGGCUGACUCUGAGGAGUGUGUGAGGCGCGAGCACUGAGAUUUUGGACACUGUUGCGAUUCUCCUUCACCAGGAGCAGUUUCUCUGAAAGUGAUUGAGGACUUGAACACUUGGGGUGAUGGCUGCGUCGGCACCCUCCUCUUCCUCCUCUGGCGGCGAUCCGGAUCCUAACUCGACAGAUUUACGGCCACCAUCCUCAAACUAUGACUGGAGUGGAGUCGCUCAUGGAUGUACAAGGAAACUUGGAAUGAAGAUAUGCGGAUUUUUGCAGAAGAACAAUAAUGUUGAGGACAAGAGCCGAAUUGUCGGGUUUUUUAACGAUCAGCAGCCCAGGAGUAUUUUAACACGGGACAACGCGCGCGAGUCUGGCUUCAGGCGCACAGAGACUGACUUCUCCAAUCUGUACGCAAGAGAUCUGCUUCCUGCUAAAAAUGGAGAGGAGUACACCAUGCAGUUCCUGUUGGAGGUGGUGGAGAUCCUCACUAACUAUGUGCGGAAGACCUUCGACAGAUCCACAAAAGUGCUGGACUUCCAUCAUCCACACCAGCUGCUGGAGGGCAUGGAGGGCUUCAACUUAGAGCUGUGUGAUCAGCCCGAGAGCCUGGAGCAGAUCCUGGUGGACUGCAGGGACACGCUCAAAUACGGAGUCCGGACAGGUCACCCAAGGUUUUUUAACCAGUUGUCUUCAGGUCUAGACAUCAUUGGCUUAGCUGGAGAGUGGCUAACCUCCACUGCCAACACUAACAUGUUCACAUAUGAGAUUGCACCAGUGUUUGUACUGAUGGAACAGCUCACCCUGAAGAAAAUGCGAGAGAUUAUUGGCUGGCCAAAUGGAGAGGGCGAUGGAAUUUUUUCACCAGGAGGAGCGAUCUCAAACAUGUACAGCGUGAUGGUGGCGCGCUAUAAACACUAUCCUGAGGUUAAAAUCAAAGGCAUGGCAGCGGUUCCCAGACUGGUGCUGUUCACCUCAGAACAUAGUCACUACUCUAUAAAGAAGGCCAGUGCAGUGCUGGGUUUUGGCACAGAGAAUCUGAUCUUGCUGAGAACAGACGAAAGAGGUAGAGUCAUUCCAGCUGAUCUGGAGGCCAAAGUCAUUGACGCCAAACAGAAGGGGUUUGUGCCGAUGUUUGUGAACGCCACAGCUGGAUCUACAGUGUAUGGAGCCUUUGAUCCAAUCAAUGAGAUCGCUGACAUCUGUGAAAAAUACAACCUGUGGCUUCAUGUGGAUGGAGCGUGGGGUGGAGGUUUGCUGAUGUCCAGAAAACACAGACACAAGCUUAACGGCAUUGAGAGAGCUAACUCUGUCACAUGGAACCCACACAAGAUGAUGGGUGUCCCACUACAGUGCUCCGCCAUUCUGGUCCGAGAGAAGGGUCUGCUACAGGGAUGCAACUCCAUGUGUGCUGGAUAUCUCUUUCAGCCGGAUAAACAGUAUGAUGUCACCUAUGACACGGGGGACAAGGCCAUACAGUGUGGCCGUCAUGUAGACAUCUUCAAAUUCUGGCUCAUGUGGAAGUCAAAGGGCACUAUUGGCUUUGAGAGACACAUUGACAGAUGUUUGGAGCUGUCUGAGUAUCUCUACCACAAGAUCAAGAACCGAGAAGGAUAUGAGAUGGUGUUUCAAGGGGAGGUGAGUGAAAACACAACAGAGUUUACCACUGUCCAUAAUUCAGUUCAGUUCAGUUCCUCUUUAUUCAUUUCCCGAAGACUAGCAGAGAGUUGCUCUACGUUCUACAAUCUGGUAAGGGCCUGUAACACACUUGUUCAGCAAGAUUCUCCUCAAACGUUUGCUCUGACAGCAGUUGACCUGGGUUGA